Molecule: messenger RNA, 945 nt
Organism: Mya arenaria
Lineage: Eukaryota; Metazoa; Mollusca; Bivalvia; Myida; Myidae
Product: aquaporin-2-like
Exons: 7
Coding region: 1-894 (297 amino acids)
Biological process (GO): transmembrane transport
Cellular component (GO): plasma membrane
Molecular function (GO): water channel activity
Source: RefSeq, a predicted model, not a curated record
AUGUCGCCAGUUGACGGCUACUUCAUUUAUCUGGCUUCCCGCCUCGACAAGCUUCGACAGGGAGGCGAAACUGGAACCGGGAAUUGGCUGCAGGAGCUCAAGAGCUGGCCCCUCUGGCGAGCCGUCCUGGCAGAGUUCAUAGCCACGCUGCUUUUCGUGUUUAUAGGAACCAUGUCAGCCAUAGAUAUAGUCCCUUUUACAGACACAGCCGGAAAAUUCGUCAGGAUCGGCUUGACUUUUGGUCUGAUGAUUGCCGUGUGUAUCCAAAUGUUUGGUCACGUGUCUGGAGGUCACAUGAACCCAGCCGUCUCCUUGGCAAUGGCCGUUGCUAUGGAGAUUAGCCCAGCACGCGCUUUUCUUUACACGGCGGCCCAGUGUUGUGGUGGGGUGCUUGGUUCUCUUCUAUUGAAAGGUGUGACCCCUGGUGAUUUGAACGACAACCUUGGACUUACAACAGUAAAUCCUGACAUAAAUGUUGGCCAGGCGGUUGCGUGCGAGCUGGUGUUUACCUUUAUUCUAGUCAUGUCCGUAUUCGGAUGCACAGACCCAAACAGAGCCUUGUUUGGAAGUCCGGCCCUUGGUAUUGGACUCACUGUGUCCGUCCUUCACUUCGUCGCUGUUCCGUUUACCGGCGCAGGCUUUAAUCCCGCCAGAUCCCUUGCAGCCUCGGUCGUCUCGAAUAAUUUCGACGAGCAUUGGGUUUACUGGGCGGGUCCGAUGACGGGCGGUGUGAUGGCGGCGCUGGCCUACAAGUAUUUGUUCUCUCCCUACCAGAAGGCACCUUCCUUCUCCGAUACCGUCAGAGAACUUAUGGAAUCCAACAAUGUGAUCGUACUACCCAAGGACUACUUUGGCGAGCAGGGAAACACAAUGGACGAAUUUUACAAGUUCUGAACAAACAAUUCUAUUUUCUCAAAAUGGUGCAAGAAGUGUGUAUUCUUUUAU